AUUCAAGAUAGACAUAGCAUGCUGUACUUCAACCUAAACAAACGUAUAGCAUAGUUACGCCAAAUCUAGUUGUUUUCUUGUAAACUGGACCCAUGUUUUAUUUCACCCCUUUUUUUAGAGGAAGCUUUGCUAUAACCUGGUACGGGUCAGAAGCAAGCCACUACAAAGAUCGCUCGCUCCCCCGCCACCGCCCCCUUCUUGCAAUAACCAGUUCCCAUUAAUUCCCGAGAUUGUGUACUGUACAAAAAAUUUCUACCACCUUAUCGCGACCAUUGAAUUUGUCGCCAGAAUCAUAAGCCAUUGAGACUAUCGUUUGCUAUCUUCAGGUUGCUUUCUAUUGUUUGCUUUUCGAAUGGAUCGAGAUUGUGACCGUAGUAGCGGUCGUUCUGUCGGUGUUGACUCUUCUACGAGCAGUGUAGAAAGCAUUCCGAGACUAGCUGCUUCACCACAUGCUGGCCAUGAUCAGGCGGAUAAGUCAUCAGCCUCUCUGCUCUAUGACAGCACAACAUCCACUGCAUUGAGAGGAAAUCUACAUGGCUUGCAGUCCCACCAAGCCAAGGCGUACAAAGUUGACUGUACGUCUGAUAAUCAAACUACGGGUCGAAGUAAUCAUACUUCUACCCGCUCUUCUAGCAGAGCACCAAGAAGAUUAAGUGGAAGCACAGCUGCAAGCUCCAUUAGUGAGGCUGAGCCUAUAACCCAUAGUCUAGGAAAAAUCGGUGUUUGUGCUCUAGAUGUCAAAGCUCGCAGCAAGCCCAGUCAAAACAUUCUGACACGUCUUCAAUCUAAGGGCGGCUUUGAGGUGAUUGUCUUUGGCGACAAGGUGAUCCUCGAUGAAGCCGUAGAGAACUGGCCUGUGUGUGACUACCUCAUUGCUUUUUUUUCAGACGGAUUUCCAUUGGACAAGGCCAUAGCAUAUGCGAGGCUCCGGAAACCAUUUUGUGUCAACGACUUGCCGAUGCAAAAAGUGCUAUGGGAUCGACGGCUUUGUUUGAGGAUUUUAGACAACAUGAGUGUUCCUACGCCGAAGCGGUUGGAAAUCAAUCGAGACGGUGGCCCAACAUUAGAGUCUCCUGAACUUGCCCAGCAUGUUUACCAACUGACUGGAGUCAGGCUUGAAGGUCCCGAAGAUGGUACUGGAGGAGGGCUUUCAAGAACGAAGAACGUAUCAAUGUCUGACGACGGGGAUUCUUUGAUUGUCGAUGGGCAGGUCUUUAGAAAACCAUUCGUUGAAAAACCAGUAAAUGGGGAGGAUCAUAACAUUCAUAUAUAUUUCCCCAACGAUCAGCAAUACGGCGGUGGGGGCCGGAGACUCUUCCGAAAGGUUGGAAAUAAGAGCUCGGAGUACGAUCCAGGCUUGCUUGUUCCUAGGUCUGUGACGGAAAAUAACUCCAGUUAUAUUUACGAACAGUUUGUGAGGGUGGAUAAUUCUGAGGACGUCAAGGCCUAUACUGUCGGCCCGGAUUUUUGUCACGCGGAAACACGGAAGUCACCUGUGGUUGACGGACUUGUCCGCCGCAACACCCACGGAAAGGAGCUUAGAUAUAUUACGCAAUUGAGCCGGGAUGAGGCAGCAAUUGCUUCCAAAAUAUCAAAUGGGUUCGGUCAGCGCAUUUGUGGUUUUGACAUGCUUCGUGUUGGUGACAGAAGCUACGUGAUCGAUGUUAAUGGCUGGAGCUUCGUCAAGGAUAACAAUGACUACUAUGACAGAUGUGCUAGUAUCCUGAGAGACAUUUUUUUGACUGAGAAACGCAGACGUGAAGGGACUCUAGAACCUGAAAUCUGUCCUCCAGAUUUGAACCAUUCCUGGAGACACUCUGUAUCUCACAGACACACAUUGAAGACUCUGUUAAAAUCUCCAAGCGCGUCCAAACUCCAUGGAAGCCCCUCGGGCAACAAAACCCCCGAUAAUGCUCCCUCGGAUAUUCCAGUUUCAGGUCUGCCUGUCCCUUCCGCUUCUGAGAGUACAGACAAUGGGAAUAACCAGAAAAACUCGAACUUGCAAGAAAGAUCGUCACUCUCAGGAGGUUUAGUUCCCCAAGCUGCAAAUGCAUCUGUUAUCCCAUCGGACGCAAUCGACGAUACUCCUCCUCCACCCCCGGCUUCUAAACACUCGUGGAAGCUGAAGGGUAUGGUAGCAGUCAUCCGGCAUGCAGAUCGCACACCAAAGCAGAAAUUCAAGUUCACUUUCCAUAGCCAACCUUUCAUUGAUCUUCUAAAGGGACACCAGGAAGAAGUGGUGAUCAAAGGAGAGGCUGCGCUAGCCAGCGUAUCCGACGCAGUUAAAGUGGCAAUGGAGCGGGGGCUUGAAGACAUCGACAAACUCAAACUGCUUCGUACAUCUCUUGAGAAGAAGGGUUGCUGGCCUGGAACGAAGGUGCAGAUAAAGCCAAUGUUUCGUAAGCGGAAUCCAGAGGAAUCUCGCGGGCAGGAGGCCUCCACGAUGCUGCCGCCCGCCGAGGGCACUCAGGAUACUUCUGGAUCCCCUGGCCUCGGCGAAGCACCUGGAAGAAACGAGGAUUUGAGUAGGACUCAGACACGGAGCGAUUCUAUAUCCGGGGCCACAUUCUCGAGGUUUUCUGCUGCAGAGAAUGAUCUUAUCUUAGAUAAGCUCCAACUUGUAAUCAAAUGGGGGGGGGAACCAACCCAUGCAGCUCGCUACCAAUCCCAGGACCUCGGUCUAAAUAUGCGCGAUGACUUGAAAUUGAUGAACAAGGAGGCUUUGAAUAAUGUUCGAAUAUUCACGAGCUCUGAGCGAAGAGUGAGUACUAGUGCGCAAAUCUGGGCCUCCGCUUUUCUUGAUCAAAAGGAGCUUCCAGAUGAUUGCAUACAAGUUCGGAAAGACCUUUUAGACGACUCCAAUGCCGCGAAAGAUCUUAUGGACAAAGUAAAAAAGAAGUUGAAGUUGCUUUUGCGAGAAGGGUCUGCACCGUCGCAGUUCACAUGGCCCAAAGAUAACAUACCGGAACCUUCAGUGGUCCUUGGCACGGUUGUUGAACUUAUGAAAUUCCAUCGGGAUGUUAUGAGACACAAUUUUCGGAGACUUGAAAGUUCCCCAAGCCGUUCAUCCGAGCUGUACCCUACCAAUGAUAGUUCUUCCAAUCCCCAUGCAGAUGCUUCUCCAUUGGCUACUAUUCAGGGACGAUGGUGUACUGGUGAGGAUCCGAUGCUUUUUAAGGAGAGGUGGGAGAAACUGUUUGCCGAGUUUUGUGAUACGGAAAAAGUUGACCCCAGCAAGCUCUCUGAACUGUAUGACAGUAUGAAGUUUGACGCUCUCCACAACCGGCAAUUUUUAGAAUGGGUGUUUAUGCCUCCAGACAGUGACGACGAUGCGGAAGAAGGAGAAUACUCCCAUCGGAAAAGUAUAACGCCGAAGGCUGCUGCUGGUGACUCUGAAUCAUGCAACGAAGGUACGGGUUUUGAAAGGAAUGAGGAGCACAUGGACAGUUCAAUAUUUGCGCAUCGGUUCGGUUUGAAGCGACGGAUGCAUGCAUUCGAAUCAAUGCCGCAUUUUAGAGCCCUAGAUGACACUUAUGAUCAUUAUUUCAAAUUAUACCCCGGCUCAAGCUCUAAGAAAGCCAAGUUGGAUGGAAGACUCUCGAAGUUGAGAGAGUUGUACAAGUUGGCAAAGGUUCUUUUUGACUACGUCACUCCCCAGGAGUAUGGGAUCACUGAUACAGAAAAGCUGGAGAUCGGCUUAUUGACAUCUUUGCCACUGCUUCAAGAAAUUGUUAGGGACCUAGAAGAGGUUCAAGCCUCGCCAGAUGCCAAGUCUUUUUUCUAUUUCACAAAGGAGUCUCAUAUAUACACCCUUCUGAAUUGCAUCUUGGAAGGUGGAAUCCAAACAAAAAUCGCUCGGCGAGCUAUCCCCGAGUUAGACUAUCUGUCUCAGAUCUGCUUUGAGCUGUAUGAAGCUAAGGAUUCCGAGUCAUCGACAAAUUCUUACUCGAUUCGCAUCUCAAUCAGUCCUGGGUGUCAUGCUUUUGAUCCUCUUGACGUGCAGCUCGAUUCGAGACAUGCAAUUGGCUGCGCCCCGAGGCGAAGCCUAACCGCUCAUCAAGAUUGGAAGAACGUCAUUGAGACGCUCAAAGCGAAAUUCGACACGUAAGUCAUUUAUAGUCGGUUGUGCGCAUUGCGUUGGUUAGGCCCGAUUGAUACUGACAAAACUUGUUAUUAAGGGUCAAGCUCCCGAAAACCUUCAUUGCAGUAAAUCUCAGCGAUAAACAUGUAUCCAGUCCAUGAAGGCUUUGUAUUCCAAGCACUCAGUUGUGUGAAUCACAUAAUGCCUUCUCACUUUCGUUCCCGAGUAUCAAUAAGUAGAAUAUCCCGAUAUCUUUGCAUACUAGUCUAAAAAACGAAGACAAAACAGACUCUUGAAAAGGGCAAGUUGGUUGGUUGGUGGUGAAGUUCGUUCAUUACUACGGCCAGUGGGCCACAGCCAAAUACAAGGAACGCUUUAUUACUAGUAAUCCUUCGGUUGUUC
Messenger RNA from Aspergillus alliaceus, 4483 nucleotides. RefSeq names its product inositol polyphosphate kinase VIP1. The record is from RefSeq and is a predicted model, not a curated record. Gene Ontology annotation, biological process: inositol metabolic process; inositol phosphate biosynthetic process. NCBI's taxonomy places the organism in Eukaryota, Fungi, Ascomycota, Eurotiomycetes, Eurotiales, Aspergillaceae. Gene Ontology annotation, molecular function: diphosphoinositol pentakisphosphate kinase activity; inositol hexakisphosphate kinase activity; 5-diphosphoinositol pentakisphosphate 1-kinase activity. The transcript has 2 exons. Bases 353 to 4108 code for a protein of 1251 amino acids. Gene Ontology annotation, cellular component: cytosol.